Molecule: messenger RNA, 1018 nt
Organism: Aspergillus welwitschiae
Lineage: Eukaryota; Fungi; Ascomycota; Eurotiomycetes; Eurotiales; Aspergillaceae
Exons: 1
Coding region: 529-891 (120 amino acids)
Source: RefSeq, a predicted model, not a curated record
AUACCACCGAAAAGGCGGGGGAAUUACUCACCCUCCACCUGAUAUUUAGACAAGCCUCACCAAGACGAGAAGCUGACCGGGUCGACCGGCUCAUCUCACGCCCGCCAAGACUGGGCAAACUGUGGCUGCGGCGCUAAAUGUACCAGAAUGGAUUCGCCCAGACUUAAGGCUGAGGAGAUCCCCAUCUCGACCCAGUCGCCCAGCAAUAACAUCGUGGUUCCGACCCUGGACGCGUACGUACGCACUCUGCUCAGGCGAUGAUCCGGAUGGUCGUUGCUCAAGGCCGUGAGGACUCCAACUGGCCUGCAGGAGACACACGCAAGGGCAUCUGCAUGGCCCCCAAAACGAAGAGCAGGAACAGUCACUAGAUAGAUAGUAGCCUAUCACCGUUGUAGCCUAUGCGCGGUGUAGACAGUCGCUGCCUCGGCCGUAAGAAUUGGACUAAGAGGGGCACACGAUUGAUGCUCCCAAAGUGACCACGGAUCCCCAACCGGAGAUACAUGAUUCCUCUUACAUGAUUGGAACCUGAUGUUUCAACUUUUUGAGGCUAGUAGCUUACCCCUCGACUGCCCCUCCUGGACAAUUCCGUGCCCAUCACAUCGCUCCACGAGGCUGUGGCUUGGUGCUUCUCGCCCUCACUGCCGCUCAAUUAUUCGGUUUCUCGUAGCGUCUAAGCGACGGUCUGUUCCAAUCAAAUCCCGAUCCAUCUAUUCUCCCCAGGCGCUGCCUCCUUUGCGCAGUUUCAGCUGGCCUGUGUCCACUCCCUUCACUGGAUGUGAUCUUCCCCUCGAUCCACCCUUUCACAGUCGGGAGCGAACCAUAUUGUUCUUUAUCCGACGCCCCCAAGACUUUCGAUGCAUUUCCGUGAGAUUAGACGGUGGGGCACUCUGAGGAUGGGCGAUGGAGGGGCGCCCCAAGAGAGCUGAAGAUGCUGAGUAGGGUUGUCCAGGCAGCACAUAUAUAAGAUGCUCUGUCCUCUCCCAUCGAGUCCUUCUUUUCUCUCUCUCUCAUCAAUCAC